CACCCAUGCCUGCCCAGCUCCAGGGCAGCGGCCGUGACCGCGGCGGACCAGACUUGGAGAGGGGUACCCCCGAUGGCUGGCAUGUCACGGCGACCGCCCAGCAUGUACUGGUGUGUGGGGCCAGAGGGGUCAGCCGUGUGUCCAGAACGCGUCAUGGAGACCCAGGACGGUGCCGUGGACAUGAGCAGCAAACUGUCAGCACCAGGCUAUGAGCCCACCGCGCAGUACCCUGAGGCACGGAGUGUCCACGAUGCCUACCGGCAGGGGGACCGCAGCCGGGCUGCCCGGCUGCUCCAUGAGGCCUGCGAGCAGGGCGCGACACAGCAGCAAAAGCGGCAGCUGCUGACCGUGGCAGCGGCCCACGGAGACCUGGACGCUGUGCGGCUCCUGCUGGCCGAGCGGCAGGUGACGCUCCCCUUGGAGCCCGACGACGACAACGCGGCCGUGGUGGCGGCGCGCUUCGGACACGCGGACGUGGUGCAGGAGCUGCUGGAGUCUCUGCCAGGGCCCUGCAGCCACCAGCGCCUGCUCAACUGGAUGCUGGCUGUGGCCUGCCAAAGGGGACACCUGGGCGUGGUUAAGCUGCUGGUCGUGACCCACGGGGCUGACCCCGAGAGCUACGCCGUGAGGAAGAACGAGUUCCCCGUGAUCGAGCACCUGCCCCUGUACGCGGCCAUCAAGUCAGGGAACGAGGAUGUUGCUGUCUUCCUGCUGCGCCACGGCGCCAUGUUCUGCUCCUACGUGCUCCUCGACAGCCCCAGCGCCAGCCGGCAGCUCCUCCGAAGGUACUUCAUCGAGGCCGGCGCCUGGCCCAGCAGCUGCCCGGGGAAAGUGCCUCUGCGUGUCAGGUGGUCCCAUCUCAGGCUGCCGUGGGUGGAUCUCGACUGGUUCCUGGACCUCUCCUGCCAGAUCACCGAGCUGGACCUCUCCGCCAACUGCCUGUCCUCCCUGCCCUCCGUCAUCCCCUGGGGCCUCAUCAACCUCCAGAAGCUGAACCUCGCCGACAACCAGUUGGGGGAGUUGCCUGGCCUGCAGUCCUCGGACGAGGUCAUCUGUACCAGGCUGACGGACAUCGACGUCUCCAGCAACCGGCUGAGCUGCCUCCCACCCGGGCUGCUGCACCUCUCCAGACUCCAGAGGCUCACCGCUUCCAAGAACUACUUGGAGAGACUGUUUGAAGAGGAGAGUGCCACCAACUGGAUGGGUCUGCGGAAGCUUCAGGAGCUGGACCUCUCGGACAACAGGCUCACCCACCUCCCGGCCCACUUCCUUCAUUCGUUCAAGUCCCUCCGUUGUCUGAAUGUGUCCAGGAACCACCUGAAGGCAUUUCCGGAGGCCUGGGCCUGCCCGCUGAAAUGCUGCAGAGCAUCCCACAACGCCCUGGAGUCCCUGCCCGAGAAAAUGGCCAUUUUCUGGAAGAGCCACCUGCAAGACGUGGAUUUCUCUGAGAACGCCCUGCACGAGGUGCCCCUGGGGCUCUUCCAGCUCGAGGCCCUCGUGUCCCUGCGCUUGCAGGGGAACCAGCUGGGGGCCCUGCCACCUCCGGACAGAUGGACAUGCCGGCAACUCAAGACACUGGACCUCUCUAGAAACCACUUCGGCCAGAAUGAAGAUGGACAGAAAACGAAGCGGAUUUCUUUUUUCACCACCCGGGGGCGCCAGCGGUCGGCGACCGAGACAGCCUGUGCCCUGGAGUUCCCGGCCUUCCUCAGCGAGUCUCUGGAGGUCCUUUGUCUGAACGACAACCAGCUGGACGCUGUGCCCUCUUCUGUCUGCCUGCUCCGGAGCUUAUCCGAACUUUACUUGGGCAAUAACCCAGGCCUCCGAGAACUCCCUUUCGAGCUCGGGCAGCUCAGCAACCUCUGGCAGCUGGACACUGAGGAACUGACCAUCAGCAACGUGCCCGCGGACAUCCAGAAGGAAGGCCCCAAGGCCGUGCUGUCCUUCCUGCGGGCACAGCUGCGGAAGGCCGAGAGGUGCAAACUGGUCAAGAUGGUCAUCGUGGGGCCUCCGCGCCAGGGCAAGUCCACCCUCCUGGAGAUCCUGCAGACCGGCAGGGCCCCCCCGGCGGUGCCCAGCGAGGCCACCAUCAGGACCACCAAGUGGGAACUGCAGAGGCCAGCGGGCUCCAAAGCCAAGGUGGAGUCGGUGGAGUUCAACGUGUGGGACGUGGGGGGCCCGGCCAGCAUGGCCAUCGUCAACCAGUGCUGCUUUACCGACAAGGCGCUCUACGUGGUGGUCUGGAACCUGGCGCUGGGUGAGGAGGCCGUGGCCAGCCUGCAGUUCUGGCUGCUGAACAUCGAGGCCAAGGCGCCCAACGCGGUGGUGCUGGUGGUGGGGACACACCUGGACCUGAUCGAGACCAAGUUCCGCGUGGAGCGGAUCGCGACCCUGCGCGCAUACGUGCUGGCCAUCUGCCGCUCGCCCUCGGGCUCCCGCGCCACUGGCUUCCCCGACAUCACCUGCAAACACCUGCACGAGGUCUCCUGCAAGAGCCUGGAGGGCCAGGACGGGCUGCGGCGGCUCAUCUUCCAGGUCACCUGCGGCAUGAAGGACGUGGGCAGCCCCAUCGGCAGCCAGCGGCUGGUCGGGAGGCUGAUCCCCAGGAGCUACCUGAGCCUCCAGGAGGCCAUCCUGGCAGAGCAGCAGCGCCGCCACCUGGAGGACGAUGUGCAGUACCUGACGGACCGGCAGCUGGAGCAGCUGGUGGAGCAGACGCCCGACAACGACAUCCAAGACUACGAGGACCUGCAGUCUGCCAUCAACUUCCUCAUCGAGACGGGCACACUCCUGCACUUCCCUGACACCAGCCACGGCCUGUGCAGCCUCUACUUCCUCGACCCCGUCUGGCUGUCCGAGUGCCUGCAGCGCAUCUUCCAGAUGAGGGGCUCCCGCUCUGUGGCGAAGAACGGGGUGAUCCGGGCCGAGGACCUCCGGCUGCUGCUGGCUGGAACCGGCUUCACCCAGCAGACGGAGGAGCAGUACUUCCAGUUCCUGGCCAAGUUCGAGAUCGCCCUGCCUGUAGCCAAUGACAGCUACCUCCUGCCCCAUCUCCUCCCGUCCAAGCCGGGCUUGGACACCCACAGCCUGCAGCGCCCCGCGGACAACACCAUCCAGCGGGUCUUCAAGAUGAGCUUCGUGCCCGUGGGCUUCUGGCAGAGGUUCAUUGCCCGCAUGCUCAUCAGCCUGGCCGAGAUGGACCUGCAGCUUUUUGAGAACAAGAAGAACACGAAGAGCAGACACAGGAAAGUCAUUUACAGCUUCACGGGCAGCCAGAGGAACCGCUGCAGCACCUUCCGCGUGAAGCGGAACCAGACUAUCUACUGGCAGGAGGGGCUCCUGGUCACCUUCGAUGGGGGUUACCUCAGCGUGGAGUCCUCCGAUGUGAACUGGAAGAGGAAGAAGAGCGGCGGCAUCAAGGUUAUAUGUCAGUCAGACGUGAGGGACUUCUCAGCCAUGGCCUUCAUCACUGACCACAUCAACUUGCUUAUUGACCAGUGGUUCCCCGCCCUGACGGCCACGGAGAGCGACGGGACGCCCCUGAUGGAGCAGUACGUGCCCUGCCCGGUGUGCGAGGGUGGCCGGGUGCCACGCACGGAGCCGGGCGGGAAGGAAGACGCGGUGCAGUACUUCGACAUGGCUGACUGCGUGCUCACAGCCACCCAGCACAGCACCAUCGCCUGCCCCCGGCACCCCGACCAGCCCGUGCCCCUGCAGGAGCUGGUGCCCGAGCUCUUCAUGACAGACUUUCCCGCCAGGCUCUUCCUGGAGAACAGCAAGCUGGAGCACAGUGAGGACGAGGGCAGCGUGCUGGGCCAGGGCGGCAGCGGCACCGUCAUCUACCGGGCCCGCUACCAAGGUCAGCCAGUGGCUGUGAAGCGCUUCCAUAUCAAGAAAUUCAAGAACUUCGCCAAUGCACCUGCAGACACCGUGCUGCGGCACCUGCGCGCAGCUGACUCUAUGAAGAACUUCUCGGAGUUCCGGCAGGAGGCCAGCACGCUGCACGCCCUGCAGCACCCCUGCAUCGUGGCACUUGUCGGCAUCAGCAUCCACCCGCUCUGCUUCGCCCUGGAGCUCGCGCCGCUCGGCAGCCUCAACACCGUGCUGGCCGAGAACGCCAAGGAUUCUUCCUUCAUGCCUCUGGGGCACAUGCUCACCCACAAAAUCGCCUACCAGAUCGUCUCUGGCCUGGCUUACCUGCACAAAAAAAACAUCAUUUUCUGUGACCUGAAGUCUGACAACAUCCUGGUGUGGUCCCUGGACGUGGCCGAGCUGGUGAACAUCAAGCUGUCGGACUAUGGCAUCUCUCGACAGUCCUUCCACGAGGGCGCGCUCGGCGUGGAGGGCACACCUGGGUACCAGGCCCCUGAGAUCCGACCUCGCAUUGUCUAUGACGAGAAGGUGGACAUGUUCUCCUAUGGGAUGGUCCUCUACGAGCUGCUGUCAGGACAGCGGCCCGCACUGGGUCACCAUCAGCUGCAGAUCGCCAAGAAGCUGGCCAAGGGCAUCCGGCCGGCACUGGGGCGGCCCGAGGAGGUGCAGAGCCAGCGGCUGCAGGCGCUCAUGACCGAGUGCUGGGACACCAAACCCAAGAAGCGCCCGCUGGCCCUGUCUGUGGUCAGCCAGAUGAAGGAUCCCACCUUCGCCACGUUCAUGUACCAGCUGCCCUGCGGCAGGCAGACUGCUUUCUUCUGCUCCCCAGGCCAGGAGUACAUGGUGGUCUUCUGGGAUGGCAAGGAAGAGUCCAGAAACUACACGGUCGCGAACAUGGAGAAAGGGGUCCUGGAGGUGCAGCACAUGAGCUGUGCAGGCAUGAAGCUGAGCUGUCAGAUCAAGGUCCAGGCCUCGCUGUGGACGGCCACGGAGGACCAGAAAAUCUAUAUCUACAGCCUGAAGGGCAUGUGUCCUCUGAACACGCCCCAACGCGCUCUGGACACCCCGGCCGUCGUCACCUGCUUCCUGGCAGUGCCCGUGAUCAAAAAGAAUUCCUACCUGGUGCUGGCAGGCCUGGCCGACGGGCUCGUGGCCGUGUUCCCCGUGGCCCGCGGCGCCCCCCAGGACAGCUGCUCCUACCUGUGCUCGCACACCGCCAACCGGGCCAAGUUCGGCAUCACAGAUGACGACCCGCGGCAGAACCCCUAUCCCGUGAUGGCCAUGGAGGUGGUCAACAGUGGCACUGAGGUGUGGUACAGCAAUGGGCCCGGCCUGCUGGUGGUGGACUGUGCUGCCCUGGACAUCCGCCGGCGGCUGGAGCCCUUCACCGCGCCCUCGGCCGUCGUGGCGCUGGCCUGCAGCUCCGAGUGCCGUGGCGAGGAGGUGGUCUGGUGCCUGGAUGACAGGACCAACUGCCUGGUCAUGUACCACGCUACCAGCUACCAGCUGUGCGCCCGCUACUUCUGCGGGGACCCCAGCCCGCUCAGGGACACGUUUCCCGUGCGCCCCCUAGUUGGCCCCCAGCGCCCCCACAGCCCGGCCGCCCAGCUGCCGGAGCCGGAGGGGGGACGCAUGGCGGGCGUGAGCAUCCUGUACAGUGAGGAGCGCGGCACGCAGAUCCUCAGCCACCAGGACUCGCUCACCGACUACUGUUCCGUGUCGUCCUGCUCCUCGUCCCCUCCCCACCACACCCCCAGCCCCCCCUGCAGUCUGGCCAGUGGAGGCCACCCAGAGGGGCUGCAGGAGCCAGUGGGUGGCUCGGAACAGCCUGAACACGACCUGCUGCCAGUGGACGGGGAGGCGGUCAGCCAGCAUCUGCAGGCCACCCGGGUCCUGCCCGUGAAGGACCUCAUCUGGGUGCCCAGGCGUGGGGGUGACAUCCUCGUCAUUGGCCUGGAGAAGGAGGCCGGGGGCCAGCGGGGCCGAGUCAUCGCCGUCCUGAAAGCUCGCGAGCUGACCUCUUGUGGGGCGCUGGUGGAUGCGGCCGUCGUGGCUAAAGACAUGGUGGUGUGCGGCUUCCAGGACGAGAGCUCCGAGUGGAUCCUGGCUGUCUGGAGGGGCUGGGGUAGCAGGGACUUUGCCAUUUUCUACAGCUCCUAUGAGGAGCUGGGCCGGCUGGAGGCGUGUCCCCGCAGGAGGAGGUGACUUCCGGGACCCCAGACCGACUCGCCACUUAGCCCCUGCCUGAGGUUUGGGGUUUUCAGGUUGGGUGGCCGGGAUCCCCCCGCCACUGCCCAUUUGAAAACCGAGGGAAGGUGAGGGACGGCGCCCUGGGCUUUGCAUGGGAGGCCCAGGUUCAAGCCCCAGCACCCG
Messenger RNA from Sorex fumeus (smoky shrew), 6246 nucleotides. RefSeq names its product leucine rich repeat kinase 1 (gene LRRK1). Lineage: Eukaryota; Metazoa; Chordata; Mammalia; Eulipotyphla; Soricidae. Gene Ontology annotation, molecular function: protein kinase activity; protein binding; ATP binding. The transcript is spliced from 33 exons. Gene Ontology annotation, biological process: protein phosphorylation. The record is from RefSeq and is a predicted model, not a curated record. Bases 73 to 6078 code for a protein of 2001 amino acids.